Molecule: messenger RNA, 548 nt
Organism: Solanum dulcamara
Lineage: Eukaryota; Viridiplantae; Streptophyta; Magnoliopsida; Solanales; Solanaceae
Exons: 2
Coding region: 89-364 (91 amino acids)
Source: RefSeq, a predicted model, not a curated record
AGUGAAGUAAAAGAACAAACGAGAUCAGUAAAAUAGUUUUCUUUCAAAUUAAAGAUUUUAACAAUUUUUUGUUGGAUAAAAGAAAAGUAUGGCAAGUGGAGGUGAAAGUUUUCCAGCAGUGGAUGCUGAAAAAGAAUUGAAUCCACAAUUCAAUAAGGAAUUUCAAGUUGAUUCAGUAUCAUCACAAGUUGCUUCCUCACUUGAAAAAGAGGCAAAGGAAAAAUUGGACAAAAUGAAAAAAGAAAAAGAUAGAAAGGAUGCAAUACAAAAUUUCAAGACUACUGUGAUUAUCUCUGGAGUUGUUAUUGCUGUUGCUGGGGCUAUUUUUGCCAUUACCAAAAAGCUCAGGGAGAGAUCAAAUUAAUUAGCACUUUAUUAUUUAUAUAGUUUUGCACCUUUUUAAAAAAAAUUAUUUUAAUAUUCACCAAAUUCAUACAUAUAAAAAGUUUGCUAAUUAUUAUUUAUUUAUGUUUUAGGUUUUAUAGGAAAGUAAUUUAUCAUUUUGUUCUUGGAUAAUGUGUAUGAGGACUAUUUUAAGUCAUUUUGAG